GUACGUCAUGCGCUUCAGUGUCAAGUACUACGCGGCAGAGCUUCUCAACGCUCGACUUUUCCAGACGCCAGAUCGGGUGAACAGUAUCCAGAAGGAGAUGAAGGAGUCAGUCGUGUACAGCAAGGACCCGCAGACCAUCGACUCUGUCACCAAACUCAGUGCGGCCCACCUGCAAAUUUAUGUGAGAAGCUCUUGGCUAACCUGUCCAGAUUCUUCCACCACAGCGGCCCACAAGGACUUUCUGUCAUUGGUUGUGGAUCCCUGCCUGCGUAUCAACGUGGCCACGGUACCCGAUUGCUUUGCAGACAUUGUCGCCAAAUUCUCCAUGUGCAUUGCAACAGGCCAGGCCACAGAUGCAGACGCAGCCAACAUCAAAAUUGCCAGCACUGCUAUCCAAGGACGCUUCGAUGGACAUCCUUUGAUUCAAGGGAUGGCUCUUCAAUUGAGAAGGCUGCUGGACAAACAGUCCAGAGGAGUAGCUGUUUGUGGAAGACGAAGCAACGAGUCUGAUCGAGAGACGACCUUGAUCGCUGAUGCGGGAAUGGCUUUGGCAAUGAUGUGUGGGAACAAAGCACUGGCUCGCGAGUUUGGAAUACCCAGGAGUUCCCUGUGUGUCGGCAUGGACAAGUUGAGCAAGCUGUCCCUGCCGUGUCCUGCUUUGGCCCUUCAUUGGCUUGACAAGUUGGAAGAGAACUGUAAGCUCUUGGACCAAAGAUAUGUACUGCAUUCAGGACGGUUGAUGUGUGCCUUCGAUGCCACCUAUUUGACCCAGACGCUAUGCCAAAUGACUCUGCGCUCGCAGCGUGGGCUGGCUGGAGCACCAUGGGAUCCAUCGCUGAAGCAGGAGGUUUUCUAUGAUUUGAAUGACGAAUCAUUGAACCUGAAGGAAGUGAACAAGGCUGACAUCGUCUACGAAUGGUUGGUGUGGGAUCCUGUGGGAUUGCAAAAGUUUCCACUUUCCGCAGCAUCAAUGCCUAUGCAACUGGCUCGUUCAGGCGGCGGGGGGGGGGACCAGGUGCAGAAGCGAGAGGAAAUUGGAGCAUGCUACAUGCCAAUGGCUUAUUCCUGA
Molecule: messenger RNA, 1069 nt
Organism: Durusdinium trenchii
Lineage: Eukaryota; Dinophyceae; Suessiales; Symbiodiniaceae
Source: the annotation of a GenBank genome assembly